AUGGCACCUGGUCGGAAGGUGGGAGCAAGCAGACAGCAACCAACAGAGACACCUAUUACUAAAUAUGAGCGUUCAAGGAAUGAAGAAAUAAUGAAAAACAACCGAGAGCUGGAGAGGCUUGGUAUCAAGACAUUAGUGCCCAUAGUGAACAAUACAUCUGUGGAGAGAAAGGGUGAAGACCAUGAAGUUUCUGGAUCGUUGUAUACAGAUCAGGAGAGUGAUCAGGAGAAAUCACUUAAACAAAUGUUUCAUGUACAGGAAAGGUGCUUGAAAAACCAAAUAAAUCGAGAGAAGGUCCAAUUACUGCAUUGUACAGGAUCUCAAUGUUACAUUGCACAAGUCCAUGUCAUGAGACAAGAGAAAUAUAAAGAUGUACAACCUACUGCUAUUGAUCUUUUCAAGGACUUCCACUGCAACAAGAAGAAAGGAUUCAGUGAGCCUAUCAAGAAAGCUAUUGUUGAUAUGGAAGCGAUCAUGGCUGAACCAGUACAAGAUGAAGAGCAACCAAAGUCAGUGAACCAUGCUGUUUCUCAAGUUGUGAAAUCAACUACAUUUCUUCAAGUUGCAGGAAUUCAACCAAACUCCAACAAUAGCUCUAAAGGUUACACUUCCUCAAAGGUACAAGUGCAUCAAGUCCCUACCAUGCAUGCUCUGAAGUUAUUUUCUUUAUAG
This is a messenger RNA of Miscanthus lutarioriparius, 672 nucleotides long. The record is from the annotation of a GenBank genome assembly. Lineage: Eukaryota; Viridiplantae; Streptophyta; Magnoliopsida; Poales; Poaceae.